AUGAGUGCCGGAAACUCAAUGCUGCCGCGAGCAGCCUAUGAGCUCACCCCAGAGCAACAAGCACUCAAGGAUGCCGCCGAAGCCACAAAUGGAAACCUCGCCAAGUACCUCAUGAUUGUUUGCGGUUCGGUGUCGGUCGCUGUUAUUAUCUGGAAGGUCUGCGAACGCAUUAUCAGACUCACUCGACAUGUUGCCUGCUUGAACAACGAUAAGCAGCGCUACUUCGCCAUUCCUUCGCAGCGAUUCGCAUCACUCAAGCGCAACCUCCUCUAUGCUCCCGUAUUCAGCAAGCGACACAACCGCGAAAUCCAGCUUAGCAAGGCCAUCAACGUCGGCUGUCUCCCUACCCGAUUUCAACUGUUUUUCCUGAUCGCCUACUUUGUCUCCAACGUCAUCUGGUGUGUUAUCGAUAUCGACUUCUCUGCCGAUAUGUCGGCUGCAUGUGGUGUUAUUCGCAACCGCACUGGUGUUCUCUCUACAGUCAACAUGGUCCCCCUGUUCUUGCUGGCUGGCCGAAACAACCCUCUCAUCCCUCUCUUGAACAUCUCUUUUGACACUUACAACCUGAUCCAUCGUUGGUUUGGUCGCAUUGUCAUCCUUGAGGCUGUUGCUCAUACCGUCUCCCACUAUGGCAAGAAUGGGUGGAUAUUCACACCCCCCUCUGGCAGCUUCAUCCUGCCCGGCUUUAUUGCGACAUGUUCAUUUGUUUUCCUUGGUAUCCAAGCCUCCAGCCCCCUUCGACAUGCUUUCUACGAGAUUUUCAAGGCUCUCCACAUUCUCGCAGCCUGUGCCGCUGUUGUUGGACUGUACUAUCAUUUAUCUGCCUCGCCACCUCUGUUCAAGUGGCUCUGCUACGUCUAUGGUGUGAUCGCCCUUUGGAGUUUCGACAGAUCUUACCGUCUUUGGCGAGUCAUUCGCUCUCACGUUGGAGGUUCGCGCUCCCGAACAAUUGUCGAAGCUCUCCCCGGAAACGCUGUUCGAUUGACCAUGACUCUUGCUCGACCCUGGAAGGCCGCCCCCGGACAGCACGCCUACCUCUACUUGCCUGGCAUCAGCUACUGGCAGUCUCACCCCUUUUCCGUUGCAUGGCACGACGGCGUUGAGGAUGUUAAGAACGAGCGACUGGCCACGACGAACCAAGAUCUGCUGGCCAUGCAGCAGCACCGAAUUUCAUUCAUCAUCAGAGGCAGAACUGGCAUGACCGACACACUAUACCAGAAGGCUGUCGCUGCUCCCGGAGGACGUUUCGAGACAAGCUGCUUCGCCGAAGGACCUUACGGUGGCCACCACUCCUUCGACUCUUAUGGAACGGUUGUUCUCUUCGCUGGAGGUGUCGGCAUCACACACCCUGUACCUUAUAUCAAGCACCUUGUUGAGGGUUAUUCCGAGGGUACUGUAGCCACUCGAAGAGUCUUGCUUGUUUGGACCAUUCAGACUCCAGAGCAUCUUGAGUGGAUCCGUCCCUGGAUGACAGAGAUUCUGGGCAUGGACAAGAGGAGGGAUGUGCUCCGAAUCAUGCUCUUUGUCAGCCAACCUCGUUCGACCAAAGAGAUUCACAGCCCUUCAUCAACCGUCCAGAUGUUCCCAGGACGGCCCAACAUCAACACUCUCUUGGGUAUGGAGCAAGAGCAUCAAGUUGGUGCCAUGGCUGUCACUGUGUGCGGUCCAGGUGCCCUCAGCGAUGAGGUGCGCUUGGCUGUGCGAAACCGCCAAGAGCGAUCUCACAUCGACUUCAUUGAGGAAGCAUUUACGUGGUAA
This is a messenger RNA of Fusarium sp. VM40, 1758 nucleotides long. The record is from the annotation of a GenBank genome assembly. NCBI's taxonomy places the organism in Eukaryota, Fungi, Ascomycota, Sordariomycetes, Hypocreales, Nectriaceae.